Mesorhabditis belari is the source of this 3510-nucleotide messenger RNA. Lineage: Eukaryota; Metazoa; Nematoda; Chromadorea; Rhabditida; Rhabditidae. The record is from the annotation of a GenBank genome assembly.
AUGCAUGUGGAGAGAGCGAUCUGCGGACUGAUGAUGUAUGUGGCGAUCACUGAAAUCUCCGCCACUAAUUUGCCAAUGGUUUUCUUCAUUUCUUUGGUUUUCUCAAAAGAACACCUUUUCAACACAUUGUCACCAUUUUUGGCUGUCUGGACAUCGGCUCUUAGGAAUUUUUUUGAAGUAUCUUGUGAUAGUGAAUACGUCAAUGGCACAUAUAAUGCGAUGGCGUGGAGUGGAUUGAAUAAAACGCCGAGAUUAGCCUCAUUGCUUUGGCCCUACAUCCUUCUAUCAGUGGCCUUUGCUGCGAGAACGGUGAUCUGGCUUCGAAUGACGAUGCAUAGGAAGAACAAAAAGGAAGCUCCACCCCUUCACGGGAUCAUUUUUUCGAAGAUAAAUCGAAGAAAAGCUGACAAAUCGUUGGCGAAAUGUUUGCAAUAUUUGGCCAACUAUUUCUUCUACAAGUUUGGAUUUGAGGUGUGUUGUGUCCUUUCGGUGAUCACUAUCGGACUUCGUUGCGAUCUUUAUGCUGUUUUCUAUGCCUCCUUUUUGAUUGUAUGUCUUUGCAUUGAGCGGCAACAAGUUGCUCGAAUCUGGCCUCAUUAUCGCACAACAUUGGCCGUUCUUCUCUCAAUUCAAUACAUCUUUUGCGUCGGAAUCCCGAAAGUUUUCUGUUUAGCUUAUCCAUGGAGUUCUUGGGAUCAAAAUAUGAUUGAAUGGCUCUUUUUACCGGAUCACCUUAUCGCCCCAAACCCUGUGAAACUCUGGGCCGAUUUCUUUCAAUUGUUGGCCGUUUCCUGUCAAGCUUACGUGUUCUCAAUCGAACUCUCGAAAGAUGCCACUUAUUAUCCAGGCGGUCAAAACUCGUCCGUCGUUCCCUACCAUUCUCUUUGGACCAUCUGGUACUCAGCCAUCAAAAAAAUCCCGCUCGAAACACCAAAACGAAAGAAAGAACCAAUAAAAGUACCGGAUUUCAUCAGUAAGCGACAAAACCUGCUUGACGAGGCAAAGAAUUUCGUCUUUAUUUACUUCUACUGGGUGACGUUGGGAGUGAUUUUUGCGACCGGAACGAGUACAGUAACUCUUUUCAAUCUCGGCUAUAUUCUUGGUUGUUUCUUCUUUCUUUGGUUUGGUAAUUCGCUCUUUUUACGACCAAUGGCUACGGCUUUACAAUUAUGGGACACAUUGAUUUUCUACAAUGUUUCAGUGAUUUUUGUGAAAAUCUCGCUACAGGUUGUUGGCUGUGUCUACAUGUCACAAUUAUACAAGAAUUUCUGCUGGAUGUUGCAAUUGUUCGGGAUCGCUUGCCUCAAAACGGGAUUGGAUCCGAAAUUGAUUGUCAAAAGAGAGAUUCUCGGAGAAUGCGAUGUGCCGCAUAGUGAAGCCGGCAUUUUCUAUGAUGGAUUAUGUUUUGCAUUCCUAUUGAUUCAACGUCGAAUCUUUCUCUCCGAGUACUUCAAACAUGUGAUCGCUGAGUAUAAAUCGCAGCGUUUCUUCGCGAGCCGUGGAGCAGAAUUGAUUGCCAAGAUCACUCUAAAAGACAUCAAGGACGCUGAAGAAGCUGAGGCACAAAUGCUAGCUCAGGUCCGCAAAAAGGUCGAGGGAGUCCGAGUGAGGAAUGAAACCGAUAAAAAGACGUUGAAAGAGAAAGGAGUGGAUACACCAAAAGAAAGCACUCCUCCAUCACCGAUAAUGACCGACAAUGGAGCUUUAAUCUCACUAAAUGUACAAGAAGAGAAAAAAGAUCCUCGAGAAUCACUCAAACCCUCGGUUGACUUUGCUGUUGAUUAUUCACCGAAAACAACUCCGAAAACUGGCACGAGAAUGAGCAAAAGUAUUCCACAACAAAGGGGAUUGCCAUUGAAUCCAUUGAAACCCCGUACUUCAUCUGAUGAACAACAAGAUGAUGAAUGGUACACUUCAACAACUCCACAAAAAGAGAAAAUAUUCGAUGAGAAGAUUAUUGAAAAAGAGGGAGGAGUCAAAGGAUUAGGGCCACUGCAAUUACUUCAUUUCGUUUUCUCGAAGGGAUCUUUUAGAGAAGCGUUAAGGGAAUCCCGCAAAAUCGAGGCCACUCACGAGAAACUCGAAAAGGAAAUGGAGCAAACAUUUGGAAAAGCCGAUCACGAGGCGAUUCGUCGGGCAAUCUUUAGCCAAAAGCAGAAAAAACCAAAAGCCGAUUACGACGAAGAAACGUUUCACGAUCCGUACUCAUCUGGAAGAGAAGACACUGAUGCGGAAGCGAGAAGAAAAUCGACAAUUCCACGAGCGCCUUUGAAUGUGAGUGCUGCUCGUCGCACUGUGAGUGAGGUCACUGCUCCGGGCGUCUCGUUCAGCAUUGAUUCACAGACUGGAGAAGGUCAUUCGGGCAGCUCAUCGCCGAUCAAAGAAACAAUGGAGAAUCUGGCAGCUAUGGUUAUUGAGGAAGAGUUAGACGAAGAAGAGCAAGAAACUGAAACGCGUAAGAAAAUCCGGGCUCGGAUGAGAGCGAGUCGGUUGUAUCAAUAUUACAUUUUCAUCAAAGAAUGGCUGAGGGAUUUGUGGCAUUUUAAUCUAAUGUUUUGCGAUGCAGUGAUCGAGUCAACAAUUCAAAAUUUGAUGAUACUAAGCAGGGAUUAUCGAUAUGUGGCUAAAAUCUUGACAACGGAGAAACGGUUGCACAAAGAGUUGGCUGAUGAAUCGGAUGACGAACGAUUGCUAUCUGCGGUGCAAUUGGAGAGAAAGAGAAGCUUUCUGAAAUUUCAGAUCGAAAAUCGAAAAGCCUCGACAGUCGUCGGGAUUGAGGAUCAAGAUAUGCAAAAAUUACAUAAUGCAAUUGAAGCGGAAAGCACGAAAGAGGCGAACAUCAUCGAUUUGUUGGAUAACACAGAGAUUUCGGAAAAAGAAUCGAUCAUUCCGAAGUCUGACAUCCAAAGUGAAUACAAAUUGAUUCGUUUAAUUCGCGCUUUCUACUAUGCGUUGAUGUCGAAAUCGGAAUUUCUUUGCUAUUUAAUGAUCGUGCUCAAUCAUAUGAGCACAGCGUCAAUGCUUUCAAUGCCGCUUCCCUUAAUGACCCUUCUCUGGGGAACACUCACCGUUCCCCGGCCUACAAAACGCUUUUGGAUCACAAUCAUCACAUAUACCGAAGUGAUGGUUGUCGCGAAAACGAUCUUUCAAUUCGGUUUUUUUCCAUGGAAUGGCCAGACAUCAGUCGAUCCGAUGUGGCCGCCAAGAUUGUUGGGAAUUGAAAAACGCGACAAAUAUGCGGCUUGGGAUUUAGCGUUGCUGAUGUGCGUUUUCUUUCAUCGUUCGAUCUUGAUGGCAAACGGCUUAUGGGAACCGCAAAUCAGUGAAGCGGAGAUCAUGCGGAAAUUGGAAAGGAAAAGGCUGAAGGUUGAAUCAGCGGCCACCUCGAGACGGCCCUCGAUUGCUACUCUGGCUUCGGAGUUGAGAAGUACCUCGGAUUUGAGACACAUUGCCGAGUUGGGAAGGGAGAGGCUGAAGAAUCGGUGCGUGAGUUCGAUUUUCGGAGCAUUU